Messenger RNA from Aspergillus oryzae RIB40, 1338 nucleotides. RefSeq lists its product as uncharacterized. The transcript has 2 exons. The coding region runs from base 1 to 1338 and encodes 445 amino acids. Lineage: Eukaryota; Fungi; Ascomycota; Eurotiomycetes; Eurotiales; Aspergillaceae. The record is from RefSeq and is a predicted model, not a curated record.
AUGAAUGCGCAAGACAGUUCUCAAUCGGAACAGUGCUUUGUACCUGAGACAGAGGAAAGUCGAAGACACCGAGAAAGAAGAGCCCGGCGCGAUUGGAGGCGCAGGCUCCGAUUACACGUCAUUUCCAGGCUAACAGAUGACAAUCUCCGUGAUCUACUCACGAGGCCGGCAGAGGAACGAGAUGAAGACAGAAAUAUUCUAGAUAUGGAGACUGUCCGACAAUACGUGCCUCUUGAAUUCGAAGGCAGGCCCGUCCCCGAUAUAGAUGCGCCGGAGGAGCUUACAUGGGCAACGGAAGAGGCUGUAAAAAAGCGACUGUGUGGAAUUGAAUCUAUCUACGCGUACACCUGGAGUCAGCCAUAUAAUCGUACGACCCGUCUCGUAGCCCUGUGGUAUGGUGAAGAGGAGCCCCAGCUGCCGGAGUUUCUUCAGGACGUUCCUUAUUUCGAGCUUCGAUUGGGCCGUGAUCCCAGAAAUAUUCGUCCUCAGGUAUCAUGUAAGAUUCUUUGUGUUGAACCCCAGUCUAUUUCCGCAGUGAUGCAGCCUACUCGUUCUUUCAGCAGCCUAGGAUUCUUAGGUCUUCUGGAAGAGGAUACUCACAAUGGAGGCCGUGUGCGCCAUGUAGGCGUUACAGUGGGCCAUAUCCUAGACGAUAGCAUCGAAGAUAUAGUUGAACUUGAAACUGAUGAUCAGAUGUAUUCGGUCCAGCUACAUCCAGCGCCCAACUUCGAGCGACGAGGGAGGAGGAGACCCGCCUUCCGGAACCACUUGCCUAGGUUCCGAAGUUGCUUCGAUAGUAUCUGUCUUCUCGAGGCAGACACGCUGUCGGCUGAGCUGAUGGAUUUGCUCCAUAUAUCCAACGCCAUAGAUUGCAAUGCCCUUUUCUCUGUGCCAGAAGGAAUUCCUCUAGUUGACUCUCUCUGGGACCCAGCUCUCCUUGAUAGCGAACAUGUUCUCAAGUCCUUAACGCAGAUGCUUCCACUGGAAGUACAUAAGCAUGGAGCUGCCACCGGACAAACCACAGGCCAACUCGUGGAUAUUGAAGAUUUGGAAAAUAACGAUAGCCACUUGAAACAGACACUUGGAGAUGACACUCUGGCGAAACAGUUGGUGAUCGAAUGGCUGUCCCCCGAGAAGUCGUUUGCGCGAGAUGGAGAUUCUGGAAGUCUUGUGUACGCAAAGAAAAAUGGUAAGAUUGUCCCUUUAGGGAUCCAUCAUGGAUCCGAUGAGGGCUUAAGGCUUAGCUAUGCAUAUCUUCUGUGGUCAUGGUGUGAGGAGCUAGAUAGGAAACUGGGCCUACGGCUUACAUUUUGUCCUCCUGGCCGCUGCCCCAACUAA